GAAUAUUUAGUCCGCUUUCCUCUUUUCAAUACUAGAAAGUUUGAGUCGUCGCAUACUUUUUCCUCUCUCUCUUUCCUCUUUGGGCGAUCAGAGAAAACCUCCGAAAGACGUCAAUGGCGCCACAAGAUGAUCAACCAAUUGACGCCGCCAUAGAUUCUGAAGCUCAGAGAAAACCUAUUUCAACCAUUGUUAUCUUCAUCGCUAUGCACACCGAAGCUCUACCUCUGGUUAAUCGGUUUCAACUCAAAGAAGAACACGAUUCUUUGUUUCCGAAAGGAGUUCCUUGGGUGCGCUAUCAUGGAAUUUACAAGGAUUUGCAUAUAUACAUCGUGCAACCUGGGAAAGAUCCUGCACUAGGUGUUGAUAGUGUUGGUACAGUCUCUGCAUCGCUUGUGACCUAUGCAACUAUUCAGGCAUUGAAGCCAGACCUUAUCAUAAAUGCAGGAACUGCUGGUGGUUUUAAGGCAAAAGGAGCAGGCAUUGGGGAUGUCUUCCUUGCAUCGGAGGUUGCAUUUCAUGACAGAAGAAUACCUAUACCUGUUUUUGAUCUAUAUGGGGUUGGUCUGCGACAAGCCUUUUCAGCAUCUAACAUCUUGAAGGAGUUAAAUUUGAAGCUUGGAAAAUUGUCAACUGGUGAUUCGCUAGACAUGUCCCCACAAGAUGAAGCUUCAAUCACUGCAAAUGAUGCAACAGUGAAGGACAUGGAGGGUGCUGCUGUUGCAUACGUGGCUGAGCUCCUAAAAGUGCCAGCUAUAUUUCUGAAGGCAGUGACAGAUAUUGUUGAUGGUGAUAAGCCCACUGCAGAGGAGUUCUUGCAAAAUUUGGCUGCCGUCACCGCUGCUCUUGAUGAGACUGUUGCUAAAACUAUUGAUUUUAUCAGUGGGAAGUGCCUAUUGGAACUCUGAGGUCUCCUUCGUCACCAUUCUUUGCAAUUCCUUGACAGAAGCACGAAGUUUGUAUGAGCUCUCGUGGUAAUUGUCCUAUUAAGACAGCACAACUCAAAGGUGCAUUAACUUCUAGUUUUUGGUGUUGGGGUUAAGGGGUUUGCUGGUCUUCAAAGUUGUUUUUAUACAAAAUCUUUGCACCCACAGAAUAGAUAAAGCAAAGUAUACUCCUUUAGAUGGUCCUGCAAUUUAGACUGUAGUAUUCAAAGUACAUUGUCAGUUUACCACUAUUACGAGUGUGAUGUCUAGUUGGUUACUCAUUACAAUAUGAUAAAUCAAAAAUGACCUUGAACAAUCCUUGAACAUCGUUGCACUCUGUGGCCUUUGUUGUAAUCAGUAAUCGUCACUGGGCGUCGCAGUGGGUUCUUCCCAUCAGUUCAAGGUCUGGCUGGUACCGCCCACAUGUAGUGGUCGAGGCACCGAGCCAAGGCUUAGGUCAAACACAAUUGUUUAGAUUUGAAAUCACAAAUUUUGAAAAUUUAAUUUUUCAAGAAAAAUUUAGUUGAGCA
Molecule: messenger RNA, 1453 nt
Organism: Chenopodium quinoa (quinoa)
Lineage: Eukaryota; Viridiplantae; Streptophyta; Magnoliopsida; Caryophyllales; Amaranthaceae
Product: 5'-methylthioadenosine/S-adenosylhomocysteine nucleosidase 1-like
Exons: 8
Coding region: 114-905 (263 amino acids)
Biological process (GO): nucleoside metabolic process
Molecular function (GO): methylthioadenosine nucleosidase activity
Source: RefSeq, a predicted model, not a curated record